This is a messenger RNA of Lineus longissimus, 2716 nucleotides long. RefSeq names its product transcription factor AP-2-epsilon-like. The transcript has 7 exons. Lineage: Eukaryota; Metazoa; Nemertea; Pilidiophora; Heteronemertea; Lineidae. Gene Ontology annotation, cellular component: nucleus. Bases 148 to 1683 code for a protein of 511 amino acids. The record is from RefSeq and is a predicted model, not a curated record. Gene Ontology annotation, molecular function: RNA polymerase II transcription regulatory region sequence-specific DNA binding; DNA-binding transcription factor activity, RNA polymerase II-specific. Gene Ontology annotation, biological process: regulation of cell population proliferation; anatomical structure development; regulation of transcription by RNA polymerase II.
CGCGAUCAAAAUAGUUCAGGAUUCAGCCACUCUACACUGUACGCCAACUUUACGGAGACUGUGUGUAACGCGUUUAAGGACUUUAUCAUUUCAUGACAAAGUUGCGGGAUCGGAUCAGAGUUUUAAUUUGGAAUUCUACCAGUGUUGAUGGUCUAUCAAGAGAGCGAUACAUCUAUAGGGACCUCUCCUGACGAUUCGAGGGGUGACUCUGUAGGAAGCUGGACUAGUAUGGCCAAUUUGAGCCCGCUUACGGCCACAGAUCCAACAGGCCUCGCGCUGCAGCCGCAUCACCAACACAAAGGUCUUGACGCCCGGGAUUCGCGAUACUCACCCGAUAAACUGCAUCGGCACGACAUGCCCUCGGCUUUUGGACUUAUAGAUGCCGAGGACCGCCGAGAUUUGGUGGGCGCCCACGGAGGAUUGGGCCAACUCGGCAGUACGGUAUGCACAACCAGCUCGUUCACGACAGCUCCCAGGCUGUCACACACACCAACCACAGAUUUCCAACCACCAUACUUCCCACCCCCGUACAAUCUACCACCACAGCAACCGGUUGACUUUCACCAUCCACACGUGAACGCGGACCCUUAUUCACAUUUGAACAGUUUUCACCAGGGACCCCAACAUCAAUAUCAUCAACUUCACACACCGGAUCGUAACGUGUUAAGACACAGGGAUGAUGCCCUUAACAUGCACCCGGGCCUCACCAGCUAUGACUCCCGGCGUACGGACUAUGGUGCGGUCAGGCGACCCGAUGUUCUCAUGCACACGGGGCAUCAUGGACUCGACCAGGACUCCUCGUUACUCAGUCUUCACGGAUCCACCGGUGUCUCCAUGGAAAACGGUUCACAGCCCGGGCUUGAUGACGGUGGCAGCUAUCUAGGUGAACACAGCACAGUCAUACGCAAAGGCUUUGUCUAUGUUUCAGCUGGCAUUCGGCCUAAAAAUGACAACAAAGAUUUAGUAAUCUCAGGUGUGUCGUCACCGACAGAUGUGUUUUGUUCAGUUCCCGGUCGCUUAUCUCUUCUAAGCUCCACUUCCAAAUACAAAGUCACGGUAGCAGAGGUACAGAGGCGGUUGUCACCACCAGAAUGCCUCAAUGCCUCACUCCUAGGGGGCGUCCUUCGAAGGGCCAAAUCCAAAAAUGGCGGCCGAUCACUGAGGGAGAAGUUAGAAAAAAUAGGGUUAAGUUUACCGGCGGGAAGGCGCAAGGCUGCUAACGUAACAUUACUGACAUCACUAGUCGAGGGUGAAGCCAUCAGGCUGGCCAGAGACUACAACUAUUUGUGCGAGACAGAGUUCCCCUCGAAGCAGUGUGCGGAAUACCUGGGACGGCAGCAUUCGGAUCCCACAGAACAGCAGCAGAGAAAGAAUAUGCUUAUCGCAUCAAAGCAAGUCCUGAAGGAAUUCCUAGACAUGAUGAGUCAAGACAGAUCACCACUGGGCAACACCAGGCCCCAGAUGAUUCUGGACCCCAGCAUACAGCGACACCUUACGCAUUUUAGUCUCAUUACACACGGAUUCGGGACGCCGGCAAUGACCGCCUCACUGAACUCUGUCUUGAACGUCUUGACUGAAAUGUUGAAAUACAUGGACAAAAACUACCCAUCAUCAAAUUCAAUGUCGACUGGUGCUAAUAUGGAUUCGAAAGUAAAACCGGAUAAGGUGGAAAAUGGCAAUUGACACUGAGAAAUCAUUCGAUUAUUUAUACAUUAAAUGGUGCCAGAUCUUUUUAGUCACUUUCACAUAUAAAACCGGGAUAUAAAACAAACAUACUACGAAUAAUGGUAAUGUUCGGUCAAUGAUGCUGCCAAAGAUAGAACGACUAAACAAACGGGAUUCGUCACGCUACGCCAUAUUUGCUGUGGAACUGCGAUUCUUGUGACGUCAUUAUUGUCUGCUGCAAGUGCGACCUCGUGACGAAAAUAGGUAACUGCAAAACAUGGCAGCGACCUUGUAUAUAAUUCAAAGUCUUCAUGAAGACACCGUGCAUUUUAUUGUGACGAUGACAGUGUUUAUAUGUUGGUGUUUGGUUGUGACAUUACGAUCUCGUGGAUUCUCAGCAAUAACGCGUGAUAUUACACGCUCUUCGAUCAACGAGGCCAACUCCCCCUGGCGGUAAUCGUAAAAAAAUCACAGCUUCUUAUUAUUUUCUACUGUUUCACAUAAUCACUAAGUGCGUUUUGUCACAAGCUGGGAUACUUCUUGGGGAGGUGUCGAAUAAGUAUUGUCAUCUUCUGAUUUUCUUGAAAAUGGAGGGAAAAGACUCUAAGUGCAUCAUAUAUCUCUAAGGACUGAUUUGCAGGGAUAAUGAACUAUUGUAGCUAUGCUGCUACUGUGAACUUCGCAUAAUAUUUUAUCAUUCCAAUUUGUUUUAAAGUGACUUUGUAUGGACAUUGAAUCUUUCGCUACGUAGAGAUGGUUAUAACGUACUGAGAAAUACGUAAAACUGGCGUAUUACGUAAUCGAAAAUGGCGUGUUACGUAAUCAAAAUGGCGUUUAAACAAUCAAAGCAAUACACAGAUUAAUAGUCAGGGUUUGUCCUAAACAGUUGUAUAUAUUCUUCUCUUUAAUUAAAAAGUAUAUGAAUUUCUAGAACCAUAGUAAACUUUGUACGUGUAAUAAUGUAUGUGCAUGCCGUUAGGAGAAAGUUUAGUCUUAAUCCCAGUGCCCAUGGAAAAAUAAAGUUUUGUAUUAAACGUGACGAAAUUCCAAA